ACGGACUUGAGAGGCCGCAGAAUCCAUAGUCAUGCGGCAGUCAGGUGACUCUCUUUGAAGAUGGUAGCCUCGGCGGUUGUUCUCAUCCUUGCCAGGAGUUAAAGAUGAAGGCCGCCUGCAGUCAGGGUUUCCUCAGACUUUGCGUACUCUCGUGUUGCUUUCUGCUGUUGCCCGCGUUCACGUGCGCGGCGGACAAAAUGGCCUUUUCCCCGUCGCACCUCGGGGUGCUGGCUACAGUACAGGGUCGCCGAAAAAGCCACCCCAAACAGAGGAACCCGAACAGUAACGCGUUUUUAAAUAAACAGACGGAGGACCAAAGUCUGCAGUUCAUGUGGAGUCUGUAUAGGAAAGCGGCCAAUGUAGACGGCAGGCCGAAACAACGCAAAUUGUUUGGGUCGAACACCGUCAGGUUGAUUCGUGCAUCAGUCACCGGCAAGCGCUUCUAUUCCUCACCAAAUGACCUGCUGUAUACUUACACUGUGCAAUAUGAACUGGAAAAUCUUCCACUAAGCAAACUAAACCGGGCAUCUUUUAUUCACCUGAGGUCACCGGUGGCAUCAUACCCUCUGUUUCUGUGUGAAGCCAGAGUCUCAUCUUCCUCCUCAUCCUCAUCAGAGCGUACUAACAACACGGAUGUUGUCAUCCUGGGCCCUCAAAGCAUGUGGACUGAAUCGGAUGCUACGUCCCACAUGUCUUUGCUUCGAGGCAGCCUAUUUGUCCUCUAUGUUCAGUACAAGUGUUGGGAAUCUGGCCCGGUUCAUUCUGUUGCGAGACACAGGACACGCAAGCGACAGUUCCCACCGCAAAACCACUUGAGAGCCCCUGCCUUGCUUCUCUUCUUGGAGGAAGAGGGACAUUCUAUGGCAUGGGCAAAGUAUGCUAAAGCCACCCCUCACUCUGGCUCAAGGUCACGCCGCUCUAAAGAAAUCGGCAGCAUCGGAUCUGACAUUCCCAACUACAAGCGGUCCAAGAACGGUGUCGGCAAGAACCAGUGCAAGCUCCACUCAUACCGUGUAACCUUUCGUGAUCUCGGGUGGGACCACUGGAUCAUCGCUCCCCCUAUGUACAACCCUCGCUACUGCAUGGGCGACUGCCCACGCAUCCUGCACUACGGCUACAACUCGCCCAACCACGCCAUUGUCCAGACUGUCAUCAGUGAGCUUGGUGUUGCUGACAUCCCUCUGCCAUCCUGUGUGCCUUACAAAUACAAACCUAUUAGCGUUCUGAUGAUGGAAAAGAACGGCAGCAUUGUCUACAAAGAAUAUGAGGACAUGAUUGCAGAAUCCUGCACUUGUAGAUGACUGUGGGCUCGAAAUACACCUUGAUGAUAUUGAAGAACUGAAUAAAGUGGACUUUUGUGCAGUUCUGCCUCCACUUUUGACCUACUGCUGCCAUCUGCUGCCACGGAUAACUGAUUCACUGUAAAGGUAUGCUAUUGGAGAGUGAAGAGAUUAUCGCCUGACGCAUAGAUGGGUUAUAAGCUGUGACAAUUUUCUUUUUCUUUUUUUUUUGUUGCUUAAAUGUAUCCUUUUUCUGUUUGUAUGUAUGUCUGUGUGCCUUUUUCAUGUGUUUGUUGUAAUGAUUGAGAGGAAAGGAAAAAACUAUAGUUUUUUCUAUUUGGACUAUUUGAUAUUACAUGUUUGUAUCUGACUUAACUGUUAAAAGGUUCAUUUAAAAAAAAAAAAAAAAAAAGUUUUUGGAAAAAGGGAAACAAAGAUCUAUGAUAGAACUUGUGUGGUGUCUUUGAAGAUCAACCUGUGUGUGUGUGUGUGUGUGUGUGUGUGUGUUUGUGUCUGUCUAUGUGUGGCUGGUUGGACUAAAUAGAAUAAUGCUGCUGCUGUUUCAGAUGCUGCUAUUGUGACCUCUUUUGAAAAUGAUGUAAUUUGCACAAUUUUUCUAGUCAAAGGCAAGGAAGGGGACAGGGUCCUUGAGGGUCCUUUAUCUGUAUGAAAGAUGUGCAUAUGGUUUAUGGAGGUGAACAUUUCAUAGACAUGUUUCUUAAAGAAAGAUUGAAGAGAAUCAUGAAGAAAAAUGAUUGUUUUAGAGAUCUUGAAAGAUGAAAUAAAGAGCAUAUUUUGUAAAAAAGAAA
Molecule: messenger RNA, 2089 nt
Organism: Silurus meridionalis
Lineage: Eukaryota; Metazoa; Chordata; Actinopteri; Siluriformes; Siluridae
Gene: bmp15
Product: bone morphogenetic protein 15
Exons: 2
Coding region: 105-1301 (398 amino acids)
Biological process (GO): SMAD protein signal transduction; BMP signaling pathway
Cellular component (GO): extracellular region
Molecular function (GO): growth factor activity; cytokine activity
Source: RefSeq, a predicted model, not a curated record